Drosophila willistoni is the source of this 586-nucleotide messenger RNA. RefSeq names its product protein PBDC1. Bases 67 to 561 code for a protein of 164 amino acids. The record is from RefSeq and is a predicted model, not a curated record. The transcript is spliced from 3 exons. NCBI's taxonomy places the organism in Eukaryota, Metazoa, Arthropoda, Insecta, Diptera, Drosophilidae. Gene Ontology annotation, cellular component: cytoplasm.
CCGGACUGAGACGGUUAAUUUCUGGCAACACUGCUGCCGACCUGCAACAAACCAAAAAGAAUAAAUAUGGAAAUGCUGCAAGGCGCCUCCUUGCUCUCCAGGCCAGCCGAGGAAUUUGGCAAUGAUGCCCUGCUUGAAGAAAUGUGGGCCACCAGAGCUCUCGAACAUGCCGAAGUACAUUUCAACUUAAUCACUAGUGUGCCGCCCUCUCAACUCCGACUUACGCCCUACGAUGAUCAAAUCUAUGCCACAUUCCGGCAGGACUUUCCGCAAUUGCAGGUGGCCAAACUCGAUGAUAACCAACUGAAAUCGGCCACAGAGAAACUGAAAUGGCGGCAAUUUGCUGAAAAAUUUAAUAAAAUGGAGGAUUAUUCAUAUGGUUCACUGAUGCGGGCAGAUGCGUCCAAAGAAUUCUCAGCGGAUAAUUCAAUUUUUGUAUUUCGUGUUCAAUUCCUGGCCAUUGAGAUAGCAAGAAAUCGUGAGGGGCACAACGACGCUGUCUAUAGACAGUAUAGACCAGCGGCGAAGAGCCCCAAAGAGGAGGAAAAUAAAUCGACAUAAAACUCUCAUUUUGUAUAAAAAAGAA